This is a messenger RNA of Cetraspora pellucida, 370 nucleotides long. The record is from the annotation of a GenBank genome assembly. Lineage: Eukaryota; Fungi; Glomeromycota; Glomeromycetes; Diversisporales; Gigasporaceae.
UAACUUCAGAUAUAAUGAAGAUACCAAAUCUGAAUUUAAUGAAAAUGAUGAAAUUGAAUCUAUUGAAAAUAAUGAUGAGGCUGAAUCUAGUGAUGAGAAUAAAACAGUAUCAAAUAAAGAAAAUGAAGAAAUAUUUGAAACAAAAACUUGUAAAAUGCUUGAACAAUCUUAUACUACCAAGAAAGAUAUUCUAAAUUUUGUUCAGAAAAUAGUUCAGAUUUCAGGAUUUGCUACUAAAGAUAUAAGAAUUUUUUAUGAACAUCAUCAAUUACUACAAGAAGCAAAGCAUAUAGCUGUGCAAAUGCUAAAAGCUAGUGCAAAACCUAGUACAAUUUAUGAAGCUAUUAGAGAUGAGAAUAGAGAGCCAACU